Messenger RNA from Alnus glutinosa, 1946 nucleotides. RefSeq names its product probable CoA ligase CCL5. Lineage: Eukaryota; Viridiplantae; Streptophyta; Magnoliopsida; Fagales; Betulaceae. The record is from RefSeq and is a predicted model, not a curated record. Bases 98 to 1753 code for a protein of 551 amino acids. Gene Ontology annotation, molecular function: CoA-ligase activity. Gene Ontology annotation, cellular component: peroxisome. The transcript has 5 exons.
GUCAGCUAUUCAACCAAUAUUAAAUUAUUAAUACUCGAGCUGAAAAAUCAGAGUGUAAGAGGCAGCAGAUCAGAGAAGAAAGCGGCGUCGUAUCGUAAUGGCGCAGAGUAGCAGCAACCUGGUGAUCGAUCAAAGGAGCGGUUUCUGCAAUUCCAACUCCAUCUUCUACAGCAAGCGCAAGCCCACCGUGCACCCACCGAACCAUUCACUGGACGUGACCACGUUCAUCUCGUCCCGGGCCCACCAUGGCAAGAUCGCCUUCGUCGACGCCUCCACCGGCAGCCAGCUCACCUUUGCCGAACUCUGGAGAGCCGUCGAUUCCGUCGCCACGUGUCUCUCCAACAUGGGCGUCAGGAAAGGCCAGGUCAUCCUCCUACUCUCCCCCAACUCCAUCUUCUUCCCAGUGGUGUGCCUCGCCGUCAUGUCCCUCGGCGCCGUAAUAACUACCACGAAUCCCCUCAAUACCCCCCGAGAAAUCGCCAAGCAAAUCGCCGAUUCGAAACCGGUCCUCGCUUUCACGACUCGCCAACUCGUCCCCAAACUUGCCGGGUCGAACCUCCGGAUCGUCCUCCUCGACGAGCAGUCAAUCCCAGCCGUUCAAAACGCGAGAAUCGUGGCCACGUUGGAGGAAAUGCUGAAGCAGCAGCCGAGUGGGCCCCGAGUCAGGGACCGUGUCGACCAGGACGACACGGCGACUCUGCUCUACUCGUCAGGCACCACCGGCGCGAGCAAAGGCGUGGUGGGUUCGCACAGGAGCCUCAUAGCGAUGGUUCAGAUCGUGCUGAGUCGGUUCAAUUUGGACGAUGGAGACCACAGGUUCAUCUGCACCGUCCCUAUGUUCCACAUCUACGGCCUAGCCGUGUUCGCGCUAGCCCUGCUAGCUUCGGGAACGACGGUGGUGAUCCUCUCCAAGUACGAGCUGCACGAUAUGCUCUCAUCGAUCGAGAAGUACCGGGUCACGUACCUCCCGCUCGUGCCGCCGAUACUGGUGGCGCUCGUGAACGGCGUGGAUCGGAUACGGGCCAAGUACGACCUGAGCUCGCUGCAGUCGGUUUUGUCGGGUGGGGCUCCACUGGGGAAGGAGGUGAUCGAAGGCUUCGUGGAGAGGUAUCCGACGGUGACGAUUCUUCAGGGGUACGGGUUGACGGAAUCGACGGGGGUCGGGGCGUCCACGGACUCGCUGGAGGAGAGUAGAAGGUACGGUACGGCAGGGUUGUUGUCGCCGGGCAUGAAUGCGAAGAUUGUGGAUCCGGAGACCGGUAAGGCUCUGCCGGUGAACCGAACCGGUGAGCUUUGGCUUAGAGGUCCCUCCAUCAUGAAAGGUUAUUUCUGUAAUGCCGAGGCGACAGCAUUAACUCUUGAUUCAGAGGGAUGGUUGAAAACUGGAGAUCUAUGCUACAUUGAUGAUGAUGGCUUCAUUUUUGUGGUUGAUAGGUUGAAGGAGCUGAUUAAAUACAAGGGAUAUCAGGUUCCCCCAGCGGAGCUGGAGGCCUUGUUGCUCACUCAUCCAGAAAUCUCUGAUGCUGCUGUUAUACCGAUUCCUGAUAAGGAGGCUGGACAGUGUCCCAUGGCAUAUGUGGUAAGAAAAGCUGGAAGUAAUUUAUCUGAGGGUGCAGUCAUGGAUUUCAUAGCGGGACAGGUGGCUCCAUACAAGAGAAUCAGGAGAGUUGCAUUUAUAGCUACUGUACCCAAGAAUCCCUCCGGCAAGAUUCUUAGGAAGGAUCUAAUACAACUUGCAACCUCCAAGCUUUGAACUGUUUGCAUUUCGUUGCUUAUUUAGAUUAUUAAACCCCAUGUUUGCAGGCAUUUUAUGCUGUCAUGUAUCAUAUGUGCUUGUUAUUUUGGUUUGACAUUGUGGUUUAUGCUCUCUGUUUUCUGUGAGAAGUUAACUUGGUUGAACAGAAAAGCCAUAUAUAUCUACUUGAUGAUCAGACAAAUUUUUGUUC